AUCAGUCCUUAAGUAACUUAGUAAACCAAAUAUAAAAUACACCAUAUCUAAAAUAGAAAUGCAUUUACCGAAAAAAUGGUCUAAAAGUAGUGGAAGAAUUUUGGAAAUUACAAACGAACAUCUUCAGAAGUAUGCACAUUUAUUAAAGUGGAGAAACAAUGCAUCGAUUUUAGAAUGUGGAGUUGCUUCCGGGGAAAAUUCGCUAAAAAGUAUUAUUCCAAUUCUUCCACAAGAUUACAAGGAAUUUUUUGCAAGUGACAGAUCAAAAGUUAUGGUCGAGUAUGCUAAGAAUAUUAUCAACAUACCAAGAUCUACUGUUUGUGAACUUGAUCUAAACGUAAGACAUCCACCAGUAAAUAUGGUAAAUAGGUUUGAUCAUAUUUUUGGAUUUUUCCUUGUUCAUAUGGUCGAUAAUCCAAGGCAAGCGUUUAGAAAUUUCUACACGAUGCUUAAACCGGGAGGUUCAGUGUUUCUUAAUUUUUUCGAACGCCUUCCAGUUGACGGUAUGUUCCAUAAUUUAAAAUCUCAUCAAAAAUGGGGAAAAUAUCAUCACGAAGAGGCUAUUUCAGUAUAUUAUUAUACACAAAAUCCGAAGGAGGAAUACAGGAAAGAUAUAGAAGCAGCUGGAUUUAAGAAUUAUGUUUAUAAUAACGAAAUUCACCGUCAUGUGUUAGAGUCUGAAGAGGAAUGUCGAGAUCUGCAUAUAUCCGUUAAUCCAAUUCUACAUUACAUACCCAAAGAAGAGUAUGACGAGUAUAUAGAGGAUUACAUAAAAGAAAAAGAAAAUAAUGCAAAUUUUGUUAUUACUUACGAAAAUGGAAAACGAACAAUUUCAACUGAUUAUCACAUGUUAGUGUUUCACGCAACCAAAACAAUGUAAUUAAGAAAUUAAAUAAAAAUGGCGGAUUUCUUAAAAUACGCCGAAAUGUAUUAUUAAUAUUAAUAAACAUAUUUUUAAACGUC
Messenger RNA from Diabrotica virgifera virgifera (western corn rootworm), 963 nucleotides. RefSeq names its product juvenile hormone acid O-methyltransferase-like. The transcript has 3 exons. The record is from RefSeq and is a predicted model, not a curated record. The coding region runs from base 59 to 880 and encodes 273 amino acids. Lineage: Eukaryota; Metazoa; Arthropoda; Insecta; Coleoptera; Chrysomelidae. Gene Ontology annotation, molecular function: S-adenosylmethionine-dependent methyltransferase activity.